UGAUGUAUGCAGCUUGUACAGGGACCUCAGACAAUAUUCAUCACGCGGCGCAGACACUAACGAAAUACACAAUUUGUUGUAAACAGCGAAUAUCCACCGGAGAUUAUUUAUCUGCCAUGACACUGUGCCAGCUACUGGAUUUUCUUAAGCCUCCUCUGCUGUUGAUUUCACUAUGUUUCAUACAAACUACCUUCGAUAAUGCCGGUGUCAUCGUCCUCCUGCUCGGCUCGUCCUUUUAUUUAGUGGAAAGCUGUCCUUCAUCUUGUGUGGUUUGUUCAGAAGAGACGACCAUCUGUCAAGGACUCCCGUACAUAAUAGCACUUCCUAGCAGUACCAAGGUUCUGGUGAUCACAGAAGGAGAUAUAUCAUUAAUCGGACUCAACAACUUUUCUCAUCUCUUUGACCUCAGCCUACUCCGAUUGAGUGGAAACAAAAUCAAGAAGAUCCAAAAUGGAGCGUUCACCAACCUCACCAAACUACGGACCUUAGUCUUGGAUUAUAACCAGAUAUCAUCCACAUCCAUCACUAAUGGAACCUUCUUUCCCCUCCAGAAUCUCGAAACUCUGCAGCUGAACAGAAAUGACUUUGGUAGCAUCGACAAGACUUGGUUUGGGAACACAGAACGUCUUAUCAGACUGGAGAUAAACAGGAACCAGAUCACAAGCUUGACACGGAACAGUUUGGGAUCCAAUGCUCUCCACAAACUCCAGCACUUGGACCUGUCCAGCAACUUUAUUAGUUUUAUUCAAGAAAGGACCUUCGAAAGUCUUCGACAACUCAAGGAACUGGACCUGUCCAAGAACAGACUGACAAAACUUCCCGACGUCUUCUCUUUUUUGCCCCAUCUCACCCUCUUGAAUAUAGGCCAUAACGAAUGGAACUGUAGCUGUGGCCUGCACCAGUUGGCCGAUUUUCUAAGGAAUUAUACAUAUUCUACAAAACGAAAAUUGAUACGUAGAAGUCAUCUUUUAUGUAGUUAUUCCAGCAACCCAGCGGUGAUAUCUCUGCUGCAGCUGACAGACAGGAACUGUGGAUCCAGAUCUUAUAACAUCACAGUCAUAACAAGGGAGAAGACACGAGGGUCUACCAGAGAAGGUCUUCUUAUAGCCAUCUUGGUCAUCACAGGAUUCAUCGCCCUCUCUUUUCUAAUCAUCCUUAUUGCGAAAUGUACUGUAAAGCCAAAGAAGCCAAAUGAACGGGGUCCGACAAGGUGCUCAUGCGGAGAAGCCCAGCAGUUCCCGAGACUACGGGUCCCAGUCCAUAAAAUCGAUUUGACCCAAGAAGGCCUCGGUGAUGUCAUGUCCUCUGUGCAUUCUCCCAGGAUCGAUAAGCCUUGCCUUAAGAAACACACCGGUUCGCUACCUCUGGGAUGUAAUGUGCCGGAAUCAGUCAAGUCUUUGAGAGGCAGCAGUACACAAAGCCUACCGGGAAGGUACUACAUCUGUUUGGGCUGUCGGCUGGUGCAGUGGCGCCCCCCCUCCCCUACAGCCAUGUUUGACACUAAUGAAGUAGGCUGCAUUUCAAACAGCAUUCAAAGGAUUCCUGAUAAUCCGAAAGACUUUGUGCAUGCUGCUCCGUGGGAAGGUGCGAACACAACUGUCUUACAGGAAUUGUCAAGAUUUAAUAAAGGUGAGACAAGUAUAAGAAGACCCUUUCUCCCUAAAGAUGACAUGAUGAGAAUCAAACCUGACAACAUUCCCAAACCGGAUAUGUACUACAACUUACCAGAGAAAUCACACAUAAAUAUGGGUCCAUACAAGCAAAAUGCUGAUGUCAUGAGUCGUUUAACAACAAAGGGAUCGGUGGAAAUGAAGAUGCAUGCCGCAAGACCGCCACUGUGCGCCCAUCGAUCACAAAGAGGUGGCCCCAGUGUUCUUCUGAGUGAGAGAAAAGAUAUUUCUUCACAGACAGACAAUGACCUUAUCUGUAAAUACAUGGAAAGUGAUAAAUUAGAGGAACCCAGAAGACAAAUAACUGAACCGGAGACACAAAAUGUAAAAUUUGAGGAACAGAAAAUUCAAACUCAUGUCACUGAAGAAAAUUGUUUUUUGAAUAAUGACAGCAUGCUGCUGUCAGCCAGGAUAAGAAAAGUGAAUAUUCCAAAGAGUGUUGGUUUUUAUAUACCACACAUUCAGCACAAGUCAGACAUGGCGGUAAACACACCUCAAUCACGGCAAGAACAGCUCUGCCGCCCGCACCUUGGGAGCAAGUAUCUACUGACUAUAAAUAACAAAGACUAUGAAGCUAGACAGGCAAGCUACACCAGCACCCUGGUGGAUACUUUGAAGGAUGUUUACAUCAAUGGCAACAUGAUGUACACAAGAAGAGUACAAGACUACUUAAGGGUGAAAGUUAACCUGCAGCCAUUUCGGAAAGUCAGGGUCCAUCCGCAGAAAAAUAUGGAGGCCACCAAAAGAGGCCAAAGUCCUAAACGUCUUAGACCGCAGUCACCAAGAAAGAAAUUAAGAUCAUGCAAUUCAUCCUUGUCUUCUGGUGAGACAAAGGUAAAAAAACAAAUGGAAACAGUAGAGAGUAAACCAUCUCCUGUUGACCAUCCAUCGAUGCUGGGCAUUGACUCGAAAGACUGUUCAAGUUCAAAAGCUAAAGAUGUUCAUGAUAAAAAAUCUAUGGGAAAAAGUGAUAAUGGAAAUGAUAUAUCUGGUAAAGCAGCAAUGACACCAUUUAAAGAAAGAGGUGAUACUAUAGAAGGUCUUCCCAGUGGGACAGUAGAAGACUCGUUGCCAAAUGUUCUUGAAGAUCAAGGUUCAAAAACAGCCUUCAACUCUUUAAAAUCUGAAAGAACCCUUUCAUUAGAGCAAAGUCAAAAUCCCAGCCAGCUUAAAGAUCCAGAGAUACACGGAGAAAGCGAGGAGUUAACAGAGAGUAAGCUGCAGACACAGUUGGAAAGCCAAGAUAACGCCAGAGCUCUCUGUGGAAAUGUGCUUGAUCCAACACCGUCAAAUGUCACCGGUAUUUCUGAAGGAACAGACUCUACGGCAUGUGGAAAUAACAUUAACUGUGAAAUAGAUAUUGCUGGUUCAUCAUUGCCAGGUAAUAAGGUCAAUGGCCAUUUAGAGGGCUAUAGAAAAGAUGAUAUUGCUGAAGCGGGUCAUUUGCCCAGACCUGAUAAUUCAAUUAAAAACACCACAAUCAAUGAAGACACGGACAGAGAGAUGAAGGGGGCCAAUGACAGCUCUCCUGAUGAUUCCAAGGCAGACGAAACAGGGCAUCUCGAAGGAUGUGAAAAGGAAGAUGUACACUCAGACAGAAAUGCGAAGGUUACGGAUCAUGAGGACCAUGGAAAAAUAUUUUCUGCUUCUAGUUUACAAAGCACCCCUGGAAGGGAUGAUCCACCAUUGAGCACGGUCAUUGACCUUCAGCGUAACAUUAAUCAGCAGGUGGAAGAGACAGGAAUCCAGGAUCAUAAACUUGAUGAAAUAAAUGUCACUCAACAAAGUGUUGAGACAGAACCAGACCUGCCCCUCAAGUCACAUCAGUCACGAGAAACUGGGUCUUCUAUAAAGAAUGAGGUUCCUUUAAUGCCAAGGCAAAAUAAUGAGGCUCCAGAGGGGCCGGCGGCUCAUACAUCAGUAUUACCCGCACAACAAAAUAAUGCAAACAACAAUCACUCCAAAGCAUCUGCGAAGAGCGGGCGGAAACAUCUCAGUCUGUCAGACAGCUCCAAAGUCAUCAUUGUUGUAGAAAGUCUAAAUGAAACAAUCAACAUACAAAAAUAUCUGAGCGAACGCAGAGCAAGACACCACACCUGGCAGACGACAAAUUAUCCCGGUACCGAAAAUGACAGCGCGUCAGGAGAUGGCAGCCAGAAGAAGAAGAUCUGCCUCAUCCUCCCAGAGAAAUCUGGAGUCCGAGACCCAAAAUUAUCCAGCAAGAAAAUCAAAUGACUUUUCUGUUCAAAAUUGUUAAAGAACAAUUGUGCCCAAUAUUUAAACUCAUCCCCUAUAAGUACAUGUCAUUUCUGCUGUCAUGUUGCAAAGAAUGAUGUCCAGCUGUUUUUA
Hyla sarda is the source of this 4019-nucleotide messenger RNA. RefSeq names its product leucine rich repeat containing 53 (gene LRRC53). Gene Ontology annotation, molecular function: protein binding. Gene Ontology annotation, cellular component: plasma membrane. The coding region runs from base 3 to 3905 and encodes 1300 amino acids. NCBI's taxonomy places the organism in Eukaryota, Metazoa, Chordata, Amphibia, Anura, Hylidae. The record is from RefSeq and is a predicted model, not a curated record. The transcript has 5 exons.